Desarmillaria tabescens is the source of this 924-nucleotide messenger RNA. RefSeq lists its product as uncharacterized. Lineage: Eukaryota; Fungi; Basidiomycota; Agaricomycetes; Agaricales; Physalacriaceae. The record is from RefSeq and is a predicted model, not a curated record. Bases 1 to 924 code for a protein of 307 amino acids. The transcript is spliced from 6 exons.
AUGUCUCAGAUCGACCCCGACUUUGUGCCUAUCCAAGUACUUGCGAGGCAGGUGUCCGAUUCCUGGUUCAAUGCGGUUAUCAUCGAGUCUCUACUUCACGUGUCGAGUAACACCCCCCAUAGAGCUCAGACAAAGGUCCUUACUGGGAUCUCAAUAGUCAUGUAUAUCAUGGCUGUGAUGCACAUCUCUGUGAGGUGGUUCUAUGCCAGGCGGGCAUUUAUCGUUAAUGGAGAGACCGAGGAAACGAGGUUCUUCGCCCUCACAGAUUCGCUUGUUGCCGGCGGUCUGUUGUGGGUCCCGACUAUCAGUAGUGUGGUCGGGAGCAUCAAUAUAUUGACCGCGGAUUGUGUCAUUAUUUGGAGGUGCUGGAUUAUUUGGCAGAGGAACUGGAGAAUCAUCGUCCUUCCUUCCAUAUGCACGCUAUGCGGAACAAUAUUCGACAUUUUCUUCCUUGUCCAGGAGCUAACGCCGUUGACCGAUCAACAAGGAAAGCCUGUGACUCCCUGGGGGAGUGACUCUAUCAACUGGGGAGUGGCGUAUUAUAGUACGACACUCUCAACGACGAUUAUCUGUACGGCUCUGAUUGUAUUCCGGCUGAUCCGAGCGAACAGAACCGGGAAGUCUCUACGUUUCGCGCCGAAUCCGUACCAUAAAGUCAUGGAGAUAAUGGUAGAAUCUGCUGCAUUAUAUGUCGUGGCACUGGCAGUAUACAUUCCGUUCAUCGCGACGAAUAGUCCAUAUAGCAAUUACCCACAGGUUGUUCUUGCCUCGGUUACCGGCAUCGCACCUACUCUCAUACUUCUUCGUGUCGCGUCUAGAAGCCCAGUGAGCCUGUCGAGGGCAGAUACUGAAGGUAGUGUCACAUCUGUGGAGAAGGACGAUGUGAUACUCAUUACCCCGGGGAGAAGGGUUGAAGCUGUAUAA